Messenger RNA from Pistacia vera, 3415 nucleotides. RefSeq names its product ETO1-like protein 1. The transcript is spliced from 5 exons. Gene Ontology annotation, molecular function: protein binding. Gene Ontology annotation, biological process: negative regulation of ethylene-activated signaling pathway. The record is from RefSeq and is a predicted model, not a curated record. Lineage: Eukaryota; Viridiplantae; Streptophyta; Magnoliopsida; Sapindales; Anacardiaceae. The coding region runs from base 696 to 3362 and encodes 888 amino acids.
AAAGAAAAAGAAAAAGAAACUUUCCCUUUUACCAAACAAAAGCGGAAUGAAGAAAGUGGGAAUUCUGAAUUUUUGCCCUUUGGAUUCCUUCACUUUGAUCUCUCUCGUGUCAGAUUUGCUUCUGUAAAUUGAAACCCUCAACUAGGUAGUUUUAGUUUCUUCUCUUUCUGUUUCUCUCUCUUAUUGUAACGAGUUUGUUAUGCUAUUUUGUCUUUGCUUGUGAGAGAUUAUGUGGGCUCUAUUGUGGGUUUGGUUUGGCUGCCUUUUUUGGUAGAGAUCUUGCGUAACUCGUGCUUUUUCUUUGUUUGGUCCUAUCUUGUUUGCUUUUGCUAUCUAUUAGAAGAAUUCACCAUAAUUCUGAUUCUUCAUUUCUGUUUUGUAACGGGAUCCGUAUAGAUUUUUAGGACUUGGAUUGCUAGGAAAGUUUCAUUUUUUACUAGUAAAAACAGCUUCUUUUUUGGCUGCUGAGGGAGAGAUAUAUUUUAUAUUAUUUAGAUAGUGGAAUUUUUGUUGGGUUGUGAGGUUAGAAGAUUUCUCAGCUAAGGGUGAUAAGAAGGAAGGAUUCUUAUUUUUGUGUGUUUGCUUUACUUUACUUUUUUUCUUUUUUCUUUUUGUUUGUGGGUUUGAAUUUCGGAGAGAAAAAAACCCAUCUGGCUAUUGUGGAGAUCUGGGAAUUGUUUCACCUCUUAUGUCCCAUGAGGACCUUUUUUCCCUCUGAUUCUUGUAAAGAAUCACAGCUUAAUGCUUUCAAUCCUCAGUCAUGGCUUCAAGUUGAAAGAGGAAAGCUCUCCAAAUUGUCUUCACAACACCUUGCAUCUUCUUCCAUAGAGUCUCUUAUCAAGGUACCUGAGCCACCAUUACUACCGUAUUAUAAACCAGUUGAUUAUGUAGAAGUUUUAGCUCAAAUACAUGAAGAACUCGAAUUGUGUCCUGUUCAAGAGAAGUCGAGUCUCUUUUUAUUACAAUUUCAGGUCUUUAGGGGCCUUGGUGAAGCCAAAUUGAUGCGGCAAAGUCUUCGGAAAGCUUGGCAGAAGGCUAUUACCCUUCACGAGAAGCUUGUGUUUGGGGCAUGGUUAAAGUAUGAGAAGCAAGGAGAAGAGCUUAUCACUGACCUGCUUUCCAAUUGUGACAAAUGUGCACAAGAGUUUGGACCAGUAGAUGUUGCCUCUCAGCUUCAAAAUGAUACAAAUGUGGGUUCCCAUGAGCCUGUACCAAUGAGUGGGGACCAAAUUUUGAGACAUGUUGUAUUUAGGAUUGGUGAAGAGAAAAUAGUUUGCGAUAGGCAGAAAAUUGCGGCUCUUUCAGCUCCAUUCUAUGCUAUGCUUAAUGGAUGUUUUAUGGAAUCACUUUGCAAAAACAUAGAUUUGUCUGAAAACAAUAUCACUCCAUCAGGUAUGAGGAUAAUAAGUGAGUUCAGUUUGACAGGCAGUUUAAACGAAGUCCCUCCAAAUCUUUUGUUAGAAAUCCUUGUAUUUGCAAAUAAGUUCUGCUGCGAAAGGCUCAAAGAUGCAUGUGAUAGGAAACUUGCAUCUUUAGUUUCUUCUAGAGAAGAUGCUGUGGAACUCAUGGGAUAUGCUAUUGAGCAGAACUCCCCUGUUCUUGCUGCAUCGUGUUUGCAAGUAUUUUUACUUGAACUACCUGACUGUUUGAAUGACAACCGUGUGGUGGAAAUAUUUAGCAAUGCUGAUAGACACCGUAGAUCAAUCAUGGUUGGGGUGGCUCCUUUUUCACUGUACUGUUUAUUAAGUGAAGUUGCUAUGAACCUUGAUCCUCGAUCAGAUAAAACAGUUUGUUUCCUGGAACGACUGCUAGAUUCUGCUGAAACUGAUCGACAGAAACUCCUGGCAUUUCAUCAACUUGGAUGUGUGAGGUUCUUGAGGAAAGAGUAUGACGAAGCUGAACUUCUGUUUGAGGCAGCUGUAAAUGCAGGCCAUACAUAUUCUAUUACCGGUUUAGCUAGAUUGGGUUUUAUUAAGGGUCAUAAACUUAGGUGUUAUGAGAAGCUCAGCAAUGUGAUUUCCUCUGUUACUCCACUGGGAUGGAUGUAUCAGGAGAGAUCAUUAUACUGUGAAGUUGAUAAGAGGUGGGAAGAUCUUGAGAAAGCAACUGAGUUGGACCCAACUCUCACUUACCCCUAUAUGUAUAGGGCUGCUUCCUUAAUGAUGAAACAGAAUGCUGAAGCUGCACUUGCAGAAAUUAAUCGGGUUCUUGGUUUUAAACUUGCACUAGAGUGCUUGGAACUCCGGUUUUGUUUCUAUUUGGCUCUUGAGCAGUACCAAUCGGCAAUGUGUGAUGUCCAGGCAAUUCUCACACUUUCUCCUGAUUAUAGGAUGUUUGAGGGACGAGUAGCAGCAUCCCAUCUCUGCACUCUUGUGCGUGAGCAUAUCGAUAGUUGGACUACAGCAGAUUGCUGGUUGCAAUUGUAUGAUCGCUGGUCUUCUGUUGACGAUAUUGGGUCACUGUCUGUAAUCUACCAGAUGCUUGAAUCUGAUGCUCCAAAAGGUGUGUUAUACUUCAGGCAGUCUCUGCUUCUCCUCAGGUUGAACUGUCCUGAGGCAGCCAUGCGAAGUUUACAGUUAGCUCGCCACCAUGCACCUAGUGACCAUGAGCGGCUGGUGUAUGAGGGAUGGAUCUUAUAUGAUACAGGUCAUUGUGAUGAAGGGCUCAGAAAAGCGGAAGAGUCUAUACAAAUUAAAAGAUCCUUUGAGGCCUUCUUCCUUAAAGCCUAUGCACUGGCUGACUCUAGCCAGGAUUCAUCUAGUUCUUCAACUGUUAUUUCACUGCUUGAAGAUGCGUUGAAGUGUCCCUCAGAUAGGCUGCGGAAAGGCCAGGCCUUAAACAAUCUAGGAAGUGUUUUUGUUGACUCUGGAAAGUUGGACAUGGCUGCUGAUUGCUACGUUAAUGCCCUUAAGAUUCGACACACCAGAGCCCACCAAGGCCUUGCUCGGGUUCAUUAUCUGAGAAAUGAUAAGGUUGGUGCAUAUGCAGAAAUGACCAAACUGAUUGAAAAAGCUCGGAACAAUGCAUCUGCCUAUGAGAAGAGGUCUGAAUAUUGCGACCGUGAACUCACAAAGGCAGAUCUAGAAAUGGUUACUCGAUUAGAUCCUCUCCGGGUGUACCCUUAUAGAUAUCGAGCUGCAGUUUUAAUGGAUAGCCGCAAAGAGAAUGAAGCAAUUGCAGAACUCUCAAGGGCCAUUGCAUUCAAAGCAGACCUUCACCUUCUGCAUCUGCGAGCAGCAUUUCAUGAGCAUAUGGGUGAUGUCUUGGCCGCACUGCGAGAUUGCCGAGCAGCUCUUUCUGUUGAUCCAAAUGAUCAAGAAAUGCAGGAGCUCCACAGCCGCGUAUACAGCCAUGAACCAUAAUUAUCCAACAACAGAAUUCUAAGUUUAUUUAAAAAAAAAAAAAAAAAAAAAAA